Molecule: messenger RNA, 708 nt
Organism: Myotis davidii
Lineage: Eukaryota; Metazoa; Chordata; Mammalia; Chiroptera; Vespertilionidae
Gene: RAB1A
Product: RAB1A, member RAS oncogene family
Exons: 5
Coding region: 16-648 (210 amino acids)
Molecular function (GO): GTP binding; GTPase activity
Source: RefSeq, a predicted model, not a curated record
AAUUUACAAUACAGUAUGCCUUUUAUUAAUGUGAUUUUCCCCCCUUUUUGCAGUGAUUACUUAUUCAAGUUACUUCUGAUUGGAGACUCUGGAGUUGGAAAGUCCUGCCUCCUUCUUAGGUUUGCAGAUGAUACGUAUACAGAAAGUUACAUCAGUACUAUUGGUGUGGAUUUCAAAAUAAGAACUAUAGAAUUAGAUGGGAAAACGAUCAAGCUUCAAAUAUGGGACACAGCAGGCCAAGAAAGAUUUCGAACAAUCACCUCCAGUUAUUACAGAGGAGCCCAUGGCAUCAUAGUUGUGUAUGAUGUGACAGAUCAGGAGUCCUUCAAUAAUGUUAAACAGUGGCUGCAGGAAAUAGAUCGUUAUGCCAGUGAAAACGUCAACAAAUUGUUGGUAGGGAACAAAUGUGAUCUGACCACAAAGAAAGUAGUAGACUACACAACAGCAAAGGAAUUUGCUGAUUCCCUUGGAAUUCCAUUUUUGGAAACCAGUGCUAAGAAUGCAACGAAUGUAGAACAGUCUUUCAUGACAAUGGCAGCUGAGAUUAAAAAGCGGAUGGGUCCUGGAGCAACAGCUGGUGGUGCAGAGAAGUCCAAUGUUAAAAUUCAGAGCACUCCGGUCAAGCAGUCAGGUGGAGGUUGCUGCUAAAAUUUGCCUCCGUCUUUUUCUCACAGCAAUGAAUUUGCAAUCUGAACCCAAGUGAAAAAA